Messenger RNA from Xiphophorus couchianus (Monterrey platyfish), 2491 nucleotides. It is a transcript of the gene snx17, whose product is annotated as sorting nexin 17. The transcript is spliced from 16 exons. Bases 524 to 1942 code for a protein of 472 amino acids. Gene Ontology annotation, molecular function: phosphatidylinositol binding. The record is from RefSeq and is a predicted model, not a curated record. Gene Ontology annotation, biological process: endocytic recycling; intracellular protein transport; signal transduction. Gene Ontology annotation, cellular component: early endosome. Lineage: Eukaryota; Metazoa; Chordata; Actinopteri; Cyprinodontiformes; Poeciliidae.
UUGCAAUGCUUCUUGAUGGGCCAGCAGUGGAUACCUUGACUGUGGACGGAGUGGCUAGGUUGUAGAGGCAUCACAACUGCGUUUUCAGCGGCUGUUGCUACAUUUCUCCGGUACAUUAACAUUGUAGAUUUUAUUUAGCAAACGGAGAAGCUCUGAAAGCCACCAGAGUCAAAAUCAGCGGGACUGUCGCACAUUUGGGAAGGUUCACCAUCCGCUGUGUGUGCGACGCUUGAGGGACUGCAGGAACCAACUGCACCUUUUCUCCAGAAACUUCAUUUGCUUCUGCCAAUGAGCCGAAAUACCCGAAUGCCUUCAAGCUCCGUUUUUAAAAUUUGGUACCGCCGUCUCUGGACCUCCGAACCGGCGAACGGACUGUGUUGGAGCCGCCUCCUCCUUCGUAGGCUUCAGAGAGUCACCGCAGUGGACUUUGUUGGGAAGCUGUGGUGCCUUGCUUUCCACCCCAGCCUCCAGUGGAGGCGUCUAAGGACUUAUCUACUGACUGCAGGGUGUGUUUGGAGCUAAAAUGCAUUUUUCCAUACCCGAAACGGAGGUUCGUUCGGGUGAGAAUGGUUCAAGCUACGUGGCCUACAACAUCCACGUCAACGGCGUGCUGCACUGUCGGGUACGCUACAGCCAACUCCUCGGCCUCCAUGAACAGAUAAAAAAGGAAUAUGGCAGCAAUGUGGUACCUACCUUCCCCCCAAAGAAGAUCUUCACUCUGACCCCUGCUGAGGUGGAGCAGAGGCGAGAGCAGCUAGAGAAAUAUAUGCAGGCUGUUCGACAACAUCCUUUGCUGGGAGCCAGUGAGCUUUUUAACAGCUUCUUGAGGAAAGCACAGCAGGAGACGCAGCAGAUUCCCACAGAAGAUGCGGCUCUAGACAUCUGCCUGUCUAACAGUCAGAAGGUUACGGUCAACAUCCUGACUUCGGAUCAGACAGAGGACGUUCUCGAUGCUGCUGCUGUAAAGCUCGACCUUCCAGAUGACCUCGUGGGAUAUUUUAGUCUCUUCUUGGUACGAGAAGGGGCAGAUGGAAACUUAACAUUUGUCCGGAAGCUUCAGGACUUUGAGUUGCCUUAUGUAUCGAUUACCAGCCUGCAGAGCUCCGAUUAUCACAUAAUCUUACGGAAGAGCUACUGGGAUAUGGCGUAUGAUGGUGAUGUAAUGGACAACAGAGUUGGAUUGAAUUUGCUUUACGCCCAGACAUUGUCUGACAUCGAGCGAGGCUGGAUUCUCGUCAACAAAGACCAGCACAGGCAGCUAAAAUCACUGCAAGAGAAAGGCUCCAAGAAGGAAUUCAUCCAUCUUGGCCAGACCCUGAAAUAUUACGGCUACUUAAAGUUUGACCCAUGCAUCACAGACUUUCCCGAGAAGGGCUGCCAAGUCAUUGUCAGCGCCGGCAACAAUGAGCUCAAUUUCCAUGUUAAGCUGCCCAAUGAGCAGAUGAAGGAGGGAAGUUUCAAGGUCACGCGCAUGAGGUGCUGGCGAGUCACGUCGUCUCAAGUCCCUGUAUCAAAUGGUACGACUAAUCCCUGCAACUCGACAAAAUGUGAGGUGAAGCUGGAGCUCGCCUUUGAGUAUCUAAUGAGCAAGGAUCGCCUCCAGUGGGUCACCAUCACCAGCCAGCAGGCAAUCAUGAUGAGCACUUGCCUUCAGUCUAUGGUGGAUGAGUUGAUGGUGAAGAAGUCAGGUGGCAGUAUAAAGAAGAUGCUGAGAAGGCGACACAAUGGCUCCAUCCAUCGGUCUGACAGUCAGCAAGCUGUGAAAUCUCCCCCUCUACUGGACUCCCCUGAUCCGAGCCGAGAACAAAUUGUCAAGCUGUCAACCAAGCUGAAUUCGGUGUCUCUCAGAGCGAUCAGCGCAUCCAACUCUGCAAAUGAUAUCAGCGGCGACGACUUUCACGGCAACUACGCUUUCGAGGGAAUUGGCGAUGAUGACCUGUAACGCGCAAAUUGCCCUGCUUCCAUUCUUCACUUCACCAAUAACGACUAAAGCAACAAAGAUCACGAGCUGAACUGAGCCGAGCGAUCCACACAAGGCAUCCACGUCUGCAAGAUUGUAGCUUCUUCCAAGAGAACUUGCUGCCUUAAAGCUCCCAUUUACUCUUUCACCACCAUUUGCUCUUUUAGACUCUAAAAGGCUCGCCCCGAUUAGUUUUGUUAUAAUCAUUCCAUUAAGACUUUUUAAGUCAUAUUGAUUUUUACAUGAGGAAAACCUUUCAAGUGGCUGCAUGUUCCAUCUCCAACCAGAGCCAAAUGUUUGUUUGUUCGUGUAAUGUGCAGACCUGCCACUAGUGAUUAUAUCCCAGAACAGGGGGGGGGGGAAAUAUAGUGCUUGCAGUGAUCCAGCAAAUGUGUUAAAAUAUAUCUCACAACUACAGAAAAUCUAGACCAGCUGGUUCGCCAUAUAGAUCAGUGUUUGGCUUUUCAAACCAUGCUUCUAAAACGUUUCCUGCUACUCUUGUUCCAAGUUAGAAAAAAAAAUAAGUCCAGU